Messenger RNA from Sycon ciliatum, 1205 nucleotides. RefSeq names its product S-phase kinase-associated protein 1-like. The transcript is spliced from 2 exons. The record is from RefSeq and is a predicted model, not a curated record. The coding region runs from base 99 to 686 and encodes 195 amino acids. Lineage: Eukaryota; Metazoa; Porifera; Calcarea; Leucosolenida; Sycettidae. Gene Ontology annotation, cellular component: nucleus; cytoplasm. Gene Ontology annotation, biological process: SCF-dependent proteasomal ubiquitin-dependent protein catabolic process. Gene Ontology annotation, molecular function: cullin family protein binding.
UCGUUUUAUUGACAGCUCACAGGUGCCAAAUUGCAAAGUCAUACCAAUUUGUUUCGGCAAUCAGGUUUCAUCAGUUCCAGUUUGUUAGAGAAGCUUGCAUGCGUUUCAAGUCUAGGCAAGGUGUUUCAAUCUUCAGACAAUUUUUGAAAAUGGCAUCUAAAAUAGAGCUACAUGUAAGUGAAGAAGAGGUUGCUGCUAAAAUAAAGCUGAAGAGUAAUGACGACGAGGUGUUCGACGUCGAAGUAUCCGCCGCGCAAAUGUCUGAAGUACUCAGGAGCAUGAUAGACUGCUGUGGCGGGGACGAUGAUGACGAUGAGCCCGUGCCUUUGCCCGUUGUAGAUGGCGCGACUUUGAGAAAGGUCAUGGCUUGGUGCACGCAGCACAAGAACGACCCAGCAGUGGAAGAGGAUGAUCCCCUAGAUGCGCAAGAAAAAACAACAGACAACAUUGAUAGCUGGGACAUGGAGUUUUUGAAAGUAGACCAUCGAACACUCUUUGCGCUCCUAAGCGCUGCAAAUUACUUGUCAAUCCAGGGUCUUAUGGCUUCGGCUGGCAAGACGGUUGCCAAUCUGAUUAAAGGCAAAACUAGGGACGAGAUCCGUAAAACGUUCAACAUAACGAGUGACUUCACUGCCGAAGAGGAGCAAGAGAUAAGCGAAAGCCUUAAAUGGUGCGAGGAAAAAUGAGCAUCCUAUCAGAUGAACCAGCGCCGACACAGCUUUCAAUUUUGUGGCUCGUUUUCCUUCCUUUUUGGUACGAAUUUGUUUUUGUUUUUUUUAUUGUUCUUUUACUUUACUUUGGACUCUCUGCGCAAUUUCUUCCUUUCUUCCUCUUUCUCAUUAUUCAUCUUGUUUGUGUGAGUGUGUGUGUGUGUGUGUGUGUGUGUCUCUCUCUCUCUCUCUCUCUCUCUCCCUCCAUCUCUCUCGCUGUCUAUUAUGGCAAUGUACUCUUGCCGAUUCUUUGACGUAUCUUAUUAUUUGCUUUUAAAUCGCAUGUUCCUCCCCCUUUUAUACCUUAUAUAUUCGCUAAUGAUACCUUGUUACCUUGUUUCCUUGUUAUUAAGAAGAAAUUCCCCCACGGAUUUGUGCAGUAAGACCAAAGUUAUCAUUUGUUGUUGUUGUUGUUGUUGUUUUUGUUGUUGUUGGUGUUUUUUUUUAUUUAACAUCGAAAACCAAAAUUGGAAGGCUUCACGGCCCAAUAUGAUA